This is a messenger RNA of Cornus florida, 888 nucleotides long. Its product is annotated as xyloglucan endotransglucosylase/hydrolase protein 2-like. NCBI's taxonomy places the organism in Eukaryota, Viridiplantae, Streptophyta, Magnoliopsida, Cornales, Cornaceae. Gene Ontology annotation, biological process: cell wall biogenesis; xyloglucan metabolic process. Bases 1 to 888 code for a protein of 295 amino acids. The record is from RefSeq and is a predicted model, not a curated record. The transcript has 5 exons. Gene Ontology annotation, cellular component: apoplast; cell wall. Gene Ontology annotation, molecular function: hydrolase activity, hydrolyzing O-glycosyl compounds; xyloglucan:xyloglucosyl transferase activity.
AUGCAUCUAAACAAGCUCAGGGACAGCACUGGGAAGAAGCUGGUGGAAUACAUUGAGAUAAAUAGUUGGUUAUUCUUCACUCGGAUGGAAGGAGGGAAAUAUGCAAGUGAAGUUGAUGAAGUUAACUUCGAUCAAAACUACUAUGUUACAUGGGGAUCAAACCAUGCCAUUGUUCUUGACGAGGGAAAAACAGUCCAACUUUUAAUAGAUGAGUAUUCAGGAGGAGGAUAUAGUUCAAAGCAGGAUUAUGUCUCGGGACAUUUUGGAAUGAGGAUGAAAAUACCAAAAAAGAACUCAAAAGGAGUGAUCACAACUUUUUAUUUAACUUCCGUGCCAGUUAACCAACAGGCAAGUAAUUAUCACGAUGAGAUUGACUUUGAAUUCUUGGGUAACAAUGGGAUGCCUUAUACAUUGCAUACCAAUGUAUUUGCAAGUGAUAAUGGUGGAAGGGAGCAAGAGUUUCAUCUAUGGUUUGACCCCACUGAGGAUUUCCAUACUUAUGAAAUUCUAUGGAACCAACAUCAAAUAGUAUUUUUUGUGGACAAAGUCCCCAUUAGAGUGUUCAAGAACAAUACAAAUAUUGGAGUGAAUUUCCCAUCACAAUCCAUGCAUAUAGAGGCAAGCAUAUGGAAUUCAACUUCUUGGCAAGGAGAUGUGGAUUGGAGUAAAGGACCCUUCACAGCCUUUUAUCAAGCUUUCAAAAUCCAUGGCUGCCCAUAUCAAAGCUCAAACCCUCAUAUGUGUUACUCUUUGGCCUUGCCUUGGAAUGGGGAGGAUUGGCAACUCAACCCUCAACAACGAGCGAUUCUUGGAGAUGUUAGAAAAAAUUACAUGACUUAUGAUUAUUGUUCUCAACGCUCCCAAAAUUAUCCAGAAUGCUCAAGUUAG